AUGUCCUACUACGGAGAAAGAGAUACCUACUACGGCGGGCCGCCUCAACCCACCUACGGCCGUCCUCCCUACGACCGUCCCCCCUACGAGCAGCAACAACACCAACAACCAUCCUACGGACGCCCUCCCUACGACCAUCCACCCCAGGGUUCACCCUCGUACGAUCGCCCUCCCUACGACCGGCCCCCCUACGAGCGUCCUCCCCCCGAACGCUCCCCCUCCUCCUUCGAUCCAUCCCGCCCCCGCUACGAGGGAUCGCCCUACAGCACCUCCUCGCCCGCGCCCUCCUCCCGCCCACCUCCAGGGCCCCCACCACCGCUCCCCCUCGGCUGGGUCCAAGAAUGGGAACCCAGUCUCCGCCGCGCAUACUUCGUCGAGACAGCAACAGGCCGCUCGCAGUGGGAGGCCCCCAUGCAAGACUCCGAGCAUGCCAGGGGACUAGGCGGGCCCCCGCCGCCGCAGGACGGAGGCUACUACCCCCCUCCCGGGGGCACGUAUCCGCCUCCGGAAGAGAAGAAGAAGUCCAGCGGGAUGGGGAAGAUCAUUGCGGGAGGAGUGGCGGGUGUGGCGCUCGGUGCGGCCGGCAUGGCGCUGUGGGAGCACGAGAAGCGUGAGGACGAAGAGGAGGAGGAGCUCAAGGAGCGGGUGGAGAGGUUGGAGGAGGAGGAGUACCGUUCUGGCUCGUGA
Messenger RNA from Aspergillus viridinutans, 687 nucleotides. Its product is annotated as WW domain protein. The transcript is spliced from 2 exons. Lineage: Eukaryota; Fungi; Ascomycota; Eurotiomycetes; Eurotiales; Aspergillaceae. The record is from RefSeq and is a predicted model, not a curated record. Gene Ontology annotation, molecular function: protein binding. The coding region runs from base 1 to 687 and encodes 228 amino acids.